Messenger RNA from Hypoxylon trugodes, 423 nucleotides. RefSeq lists its product as uncharacterized. Lineage: Eukaryota; Fungi; Ascomycota; Sordariomycetes; Xylariales; Hypoxylaceae. Bases 152 to 379 code for a protein of 75 amino acids. The record is from RefSeq and is a predicted model, not a curated record. The transcript has a single exon.
CCGCAAUGAAAAAAAGGGGGCGGGUGAGAAGAGUCUUUAGGCACUUGAUAAUUCCUGUGCAACAACGUUUGGAGCGUUUGUAAUCACACCUUCAUUAGGAAAUGUUGCCUGCUUUUUUUUUCGUUAGGAUAUCUCGGUAGUUUGCAAGGUGAUGCAGCUUACAAUGCAUCAACCGGAUAGGUACGGGUGCGGGUGCGGGUGCCUAGGAACAGUCGGUGGCGUUGUGCCCCUUGUCGGCUUCCUACCUUUCUUUCAUUCAAACAUAGCUGAGUGCUUUCAUUACCUAAGUGGUAUUAGUCUCUCGCGUCUAAUGCUUGCUACGAUGCUAGUAGUGCUGACAUCCGUACGUAGUAGCGCGGCGGUUAUAACUUAUAAAUAGCAACACUAAGAUGCCAAUCCUUGGUCUAUACAUCCACUUAGUAA